UUAAUCCAUCUGCCUGAGUAAACCCUUAAUUCUUCUGUUUGCGUUUUUACCUAUACACAAGAUCUUCGGUUGAUUUAUUUUCAAUUUACCGUUUUGAGCUUGAAUUUUUCGGGUGUAAAGUUUUUAAUAUCGUUUCAAAUACGUAGUAAUAAAGUGUAUUGCUAAAAAUACGUUUUUAAUGUCUGACUGGGAAGAGGAAAAUUGGGAUGAGGACGUCCAAACUACUGUUCAAUCAACAAAAUCCUUUAUGAAUGGUAGUGGUCAAGAGCAAAGGCAAAGUUCGAGUCGCUAUCGCAAUAAUGAUCGCUAUGCUGACGCUGUAAAAAAACGUGGUAAUAACCAAAGAGGUGGCUAUAAGGAAGAAAUAACUGUUCCAUCUGAGUGCGUGGGCUUGGUCAUUGGACGAGGAGGUGCAACAAUACGGGAAAUUCAAAAUAAGUAUAAUGUUCGUGUAGAUCUCGAUAAAGGAAAAAGUUCAGCAGCAAUUUUUGGUGCUUCUGAGUAUGAUGUUAAAGAUGCAAAAGUAUAUAUUGAAAGACUAUUGGAAAAAGGCGCCCGAAAUAACAACAAUAGUUUUAGCCAUGGGCGCGCUAAAAAAGAUAGGCCUUCCGAGGAUAUCUACAAAUUCCAACCAAAAGAAGACGAGUCGUCAGAGGCUAUAGAAGAGAAAGUGGACUAUUCAAUAUUAAUCGACUGGGAUGCCAUUAAGAAAAAAUCGAAAGAAGAAAGCGCAAAGCGUUGGGCUAAAUGUCCUCAAUUGACGAAGAAUUUUUAUAAUGAGGAUCCUGAAGUAGCUAACUUGCGGGAAGAAGAAGUCGCACGAAUAAGAGAACAAAAUAAUAAUGUAACAGUUUCACGCGUGUUUAAAAAGGAUAACGUGCCAGAAAAUAUUCCAAAUCCAGUAUGGAGAUUUGAGCAAUGUUUUGCGUCCUAUCCGGAUUUAUUGGAUGAAAUUUAUAAACAAAAUUUUGACAAACCAUCACCCAUCCAAUCACAAGCCUGGCCAAUAUUACUAAAAGGCGAAGACAUGAUAGGUAUCGCGCAAACUGGUACAGGUAAAACUCUUGCUUUUCUUCUGCCUGCUAUGAUUCAUACCGAGUACCAGUCCAUACCGCGAUCGCAACGAGGUGGCCCAAAUGUGUUGGUCCUUGCACCAACACGAGAACUCGCUCUACAAAUAGAAAAGGAAGUUCAUAAGUAUUCCUUUCGUGGAAUGAAAGCCGUUUGUGUAUAUGGCGGAGGUAACCGUAAAGAACAAAUAAGUAACGUCCAAAGCGGUGUUGAAAUUAUAAUUUGUACGCCCGGACGUCUUAAUGAUUUAAUUGAAGCUAACGUUAUCGAUGUUUCCACCAUAACUUAUUUGGUUUUGGAUGAAGCAGAUCGCAUGUUGGAUAUGGGUUUUGAGCCACAAAUUCGUAAAGUAUUGUUAGAUAUACGUCCUGAUAGACAAACUGUUAUGACCAGUGCUACAUGGCCACCAGGUGUACGACGAUUAGCUCAGAGUUAUAUGAAUAAUCCUGUGCAAGUUUGCGUAGGUUCCUUGGAUUUGGCAGCAACGCACACUGUCAAACAGAUAAUAGAAAUUAUGGAUGACGGUGAUAAGUUUUUCGCAAUCCAACAAUUUGUGUGCAAUAUGAAAAAGGACGAUAAGGCUAUUGUUUUCUGUGGAAAGAAGACUAGAGCUGACGAUUUGUCUAGUGACUUGACUUUGGAAGGACAUAUGUGCACCUGCAUACAUGGUUCCAGAGAUCAGUCUGAUCGGGAACAAGCUAUUGCCGAUAUAACGUCUGGGCAUGUCAAGUUGUUAAUAGCCACAGAUGUUGCUUCCAGGGGUCUGGACAUAGAUGAUAUCACGCAUGUGAUAAAUUUUGAUUUUCCUCGCAACAUUGAAGAAUACGUACAUCGAGUAGGAAGAACUGGUCGUGCUGGCCGCACCGGAACUUCUAUAAGUUAUAUUACACGUAGCGACUGGGGUGUUGCCAAAGAGCUUAUAGGUAUUUUAGAAGAAGCUAAUCAAGAAGUUCCUGAUGAACUUCGUAAUAUGGCUGAUCGUUUCAAAUCCAUGAAGAGUCGCAAAGAAAACGAAGUUGCAAAAUUUAAUAACAAUUAUCGUAGUCGGGAUAAUGGAGGCGGACGAAGUGUCCGAAACCGAGAACGCUAUUGAGUUACUUUACUCCUUGGACUAGUAUUCAUGACGUGAUGAAGUGGAAAGAAAUCUGAAUUUUAAUUUUUUAUGAUACAUUUAUAUGAAUGUACAUUUAACUUGAAUUAUUUAUAUUAAUAAAAUAUACUUACGGGGAGUUAAAAUGAGA
Messenger RNA from Ceratitis capitata (Mediterranean fruit fly), 2312 nucleotides. RefSeq names its product probable ATP-dependent RNA helicase DDX43. The transcript is spliced from 6 exons. Gene Ontology annotation, molecular function: ATP binding; RNA helicase activity; RNA binding. The record is from RefSeq and is a predicted model, not a curated record. NCBI's taxonomy places the organism in Eukaryota, Metazoa, Arthropoda, Insecta, Diptera, Tephritidae. Bases 179 to 2164 code for a protein of 661 amino acids.